Molecule: messenger RNA, 5895 nt
Organism: Odobenus rosmarus divergens (Pacific walrus)
Lineage: Eukaryota; Metazoa; Chordata; Mammalia; Carnivora; Odobenidae
Gene: CRIM1
Product: cysteine rich transmembrane BMP regulator 1 (chordin-like)
Exons: 17
Coding region: 1-3501 (1166 amino acids)
Cellular component (GO): extracellular region
Molecular function (GO): serine-type endopeptidase inhibitor activity; protein binding
Source: RefSeq, a predicted model, not a curated record
AUGGGGGAGGGCGCAGCCCGAGCGGCGGAGGCUCGAGCCAUAAACAAGCGCCCGGAGGAGCCGCGCAGGAGUGAGGCGAGCGGGGCGCGCGGAGUGGACGUCGCGGACCUUCUGCUGCGCCACCGCGCCCACUCGGCGGCUCGGGAGGCGGGGACCGGCCCGGAGGCUGCGCGGCCGCCACCACCGCCGCGGGGCCGGCCGACCCGGAGGAGAGGGAAGAGGCGCCGCCAGCCGGGGCUGGAGCCCAGCGCAGCCGCCGCCACCGCCGCCGCCGCCGCCAGAAGAGGAGGAAGAAGGGAAGCCACCGCUGGCGCCAACGCUAGUGGGCUCGGGGUCGGCGCGGCCCGCAGCGGGGGGCGGGGGCCUCGCCCCGCGAGGGGAGGCGCGCCCCGGGGGCCCCGAGGGGGGCGGCGAGGACCGCGGGCUGCGGGUGCGGCGGCGGCGGCGCGUGUGCCCCGCGCAGGGGAGGACGCCCGCCCCGCUCCCGGCCCGGCUGCGAGGAGGAGGCGGCGGCGGCGCAGGAGGAUGUACUUGGUGGCGGGGGGCAGGGGGCUGGCCGGCUGCGGGCACCUCCUGGUCUGGCUGCUGCUGCUGCUGGCGCGCUCCGGCACCCGGGCGCUGGUCUGCCUGCCCUGCGACGAGUCCAAGUGCGAAGAGCCCAGGAGCUGCCCCGGGAGCAUCGUGCAGGGCGUCUGCGGCUGCUGCUACAUGUGCGCCCGGCAGAGGAACGAGAGCUGCGGCGGCGCCUACGGGCUCCACGGAGCCUGCGACCGGGGGCUGCGCUGUGUCAUCCGCCCCCCGCUCAAUGGCGACUCCAUCACCGAGUACGAAGUGGGCGUAUGCGAAGAUGAGAACUGGGACGAUGACCAGCUGCUUGGUUUUGAACCCUGCAAUGAAAACCUUGUCUCUGGCUGCAAUAUAAUCAAUGGGAAAUGUGAAUGUGACACCAUUCGCACCUGCAACAAUCCCUUUGAGUUUCCAAGGAAAGAUACGUGCCUUUCAGCUUUGAAGAGGAUUGAAGAAGAGAAGCCAGAUUGCUCCAAGGCCCGCUGUGAAGUCCAGUUCUCUCCACGGUGUCCUGAAGAUUCCGUUCUGAUCGAGGGCUACGCUCCCCCCGGGGAGUGCUGCCCCUUACCCAGCCGCUGUGUGUGCGACCCUGCGGGCUGCCUGCGCAAAGUCUGCCAGCCGGGAUACCUGAACAUACUAGUGUCCAAAGCCUCAGGGAAGCCGGGAGAAUGUUGUGACCUCUAUGAGUGCAAACCAGUUUUCAGCGUGGACUGCAGCACCGUGGAGUGCCCCUCCGUUCAGCAGGCCGUGUGCCCUCUGGACAGCUACGAGACUCAAGUCCGACUCACGGCGGAUGGUUGCUGCACCCUGCCAACAAGAUGCGAGUGUCUCUCUGGCUUAUGUGGUUUCCCCGUGUGUGAGGUGGGAUCCACUCCUCGCAUAGUCUCUCGUGGAGAUGGAACACCUGGAAAGUGCUGUGAUGUCUUUGAAUGUGUUAAUGAAACAAAGCCAGCCUGUGUAUUCAACAACGUGGAAUAUAAUGACGGGGAUAUGUUUCGAAUGGACAACUGUCGGUUCUGUCGAUGCCAAGGGGGUGUUUCCAUCUGCUUCACUGCCCAGUGUGGAGAGCUGAACUGCGAGAGGUACUAUGUGCCCGAAGGGGAGUGCUGCCCCGUGUGUGAAGACCCAGUGUAUCCUUUUAAUAACCCUGCUGGCUGCUAUGCCAAUGGGCAGAUCCGCGCCCAUGGGGACCGGUGGCGGGAAGAUGACUGCACGUUCUGCCAGUGCAUCAACGGAGAGCCCCACUGCGUGGCAACGGCCUGCGGACAGAGCUGCAUGAACCCCGUCAAAGUGCCUGGCGAGUGCUGCCCUGUGUGUGAAGGGGAGGAGCUGUGCUCGGGCCUCAAGCGAGGCUGUACUUUGGACUGCCCCUUUGGUUUCCUGACCGAUGCCCACAACUGUGAGAUCUGUCAGUGCCGCCUACGGCCCAAGAAGUGCAGACCCAUAAUCUGUGACAAGUAUUGUCCGUUUGGAUACCUGAAGAAUAAGCACAGCUGUGACAUCUGUCGCUGCAAGAAAUGCCCGGACCUCCCAUGCAGUAAAAUCUGCCCCCUGGGUUUCCAGCAGGACAGUCAUGGCUGUCUUCUCUGCAAGUGCAGAGAGGUCCCUGCUUCAGCCGGGCCACCUGUCCUGUCAGGCACAUGUCUGUCCAUGGAUGGCCAUCAUCAUAAAAAUGAGGAGAGCUGGCAUGAUGGGUGCCGGGAAUGCUACUGUCACAAUGGACGGGAAAUGUGUGCUCUGAUCACCUGCCCGGUGCCUGCCUGUGGCAACCCCACCAUUCAUCCGGGACAGUGCUGCCCGUCAUGUUCAGAUGACUUUGUGGUGCAAAAGCCAGAGCUCAGCACCCCGUCCAUUUGCCACGCCCCGGGAGGAGAGUACUUUGUGGAAGGAGAAACGUGGAACAUCGACUCGUGUACACAGUGCACCUGCCACAGCGGGCGGGUGCUGUGCGAGACGGAGGUGUGCCCGCCGCUGCUCUGCCAGAACCCCUCACGCACCCAGGACUCCUGCUGCCCGCAGUGUACAGACGAACCUCCUCAGCCUUCCUCAUCCCAUAAUGAGAGCGUGCCUAGUUACUGCAAAAACGACGAAGGGGAUAUCUUCCUGGCAGCCGAGUCCUGGAAACCUGACGUUUGCACCAGCUGUGUGUGCAUGGAUAGCGUCAUCAGCUGUUACUCUGAGUCUUGUCCGUCGGUGGCCUGUGAAAGACCUGUUUUGAGGAAAGGCCAGUGUUGUCCCUACUGCAUAGAAGACACGACCCCGAGGAAGGCGGUGUGCCGCUUCAGCGGGAAGGCGUACGCCGACGAGGAGCGGUGGGACAUAGACAGCUGCACGCACUGCUACUGCCUACAGGGCCAGACGCUCUGCUCCACCGUCAGCUGCCCCCCUCUGCCCUGCGUCGAGCCCAUCAACGUGGAAGGAAGCUGCUGCCCGAUGUGCCCAGAAAUGUAUGUCCCAGAACCAACCAAUAUACCCAUUGAGAAAACGAAUCACCGUGGAGAGAUUGACCUAGAGGUUCCCUUGUGGCCGACACCCAGUGAAAAUGACAUUAUCCAUCUCCCCAGAGACAUGGGUCACCUACAGGUAGAUUACAGAGAUAACAACAGGCUGCAUCCGGGCGAAGAUUCUUCACUGGACUCCAUUGCCUCGGUUGUGGUUCCCAUAAUAAUCGGCCUCUCCAUUAUAAUAGCAUUCCUAUUCAUCAAUCAGAAGAAACAGUGGAUACCACUGCUUUGCUGGUAUCGAACACCAACUAAGCCUUCUUCCUUAAAUAAUCAGCUGGUGUCUGUGGACUGCAAGAAAGGAAGCAGAGUCCCCGUGGACAGCUCACAGAGAAUGCUAAGAAUUGCCGAACCGGAUGCGAGAUUCAGUGGCUUCUACAGCAUGCAAAAACAGAACCACCUACAGGCAGAUAAUUUCUACCAGACAGUGUGAAAAAGGGCGACGUCGAUGAGGUUUUGAAAGACAGAAAACGACUAAAUCUGCUUUUAAAAGUAAACUAGAAUUUGUGCACUUGCUUAGUGGAUCGUUUUGGAUUGUGACUUGAUGUACAGCGCUAAGAAUUUACCGGGAUGGGCUCUGUCUACAGCAGUGUGCAGAACAAGCAUUCCCACUUGCCUCAAGAUAACUGACCAAGUGUUUUCUUAGAACCAAAGUUUUUAAAGUCGUUAAGACAUACUUGCUUGUAAUAUAGCUGCAGAGAUACUUGGGGGCGGGGACAGUUGAGUUUGGUUGGGGAGAUGGGCUGGGAGGGUGGUGUUGGGAAGGCAAAUUGGUCAGCUGGGCUCGGGGACAGGGGAGAAAUCCUGUUAAAAUAAAGCAGUUGAGUGGCCCAGAGGAGCUUUUUUCCUUGAAGACUGCACUGGUUGCUGCAAAGCUCAGGCCCAAGUGAGCAGGGAAAACAAAGGCCUUGUGACCCAGCUGCCGUAGCCACCUUAGGACUGCAGACGAGCGCACCAGCACCUGGCGCUAGCUGUCCCCGGGCUACCGCCACGAGGUCCUGGUCUGUACGGUCCCACCGCGGUGGGCAGUGAGGAAGCAGGAGAGAGGCGCUGCGGCAUUUCUCCGACGCGGGGUGUUAAGGAGAUAGACAGUUAUACUUUUUGCUGCUUUUGUUUUCUUCCAAGCCAAUCAGCCAGUUCCUAGCAGAGUCAGCAGGUGAACGAGACCUAAGUCAUUUCUUGACGUGAGCACUGGAGCUUCUCUUACCACCGCGUGGCAGGAAGGAGGCAGAGGGCGGAGGACACCAGGUAUUCCCAGGGGCUGUACUUCAUUGUCUGUCGUGGCUUUGUUCUCUUGUUGGGUGUUCAUAGUUUUUGUUGAAGCUCUAGCUUAAGAAGAAACUUUUUUAAAAAAGGACUGUUUGGGGAUUUUUUUUUUCCUUAUUCUAUACUGAUUCUACAAAAUAGAAACUACUUCAUUUUAAUUGUAUAUUAUUCAAGCACCUUUGUUGAAGCUCAAAAAAAAUAUGCCUCCUUAAACUUUAGCAGUUAUAGGAAUAUUUAUGUAACUAUCUUAUGCUUCAAAAAAACAAAAGUAUUUGUGUGCGUGUGUAUAUAAUAUAUAUGCAUAUAUAUUUAUACACAUACAAUUUAUGUUUUCCUGUUGAAUGUAUUUUUAUGAGAUUUUAACCAGAACAAAGACAAACAGGCAUUCCAUAUCAGUGCUUUUGAUCACCUACAAAUUUUUAAGAACACAAAAUUUCAUUCUACCUGCAGUUUAAUUGGGAAGAUGUGUGUGGUGAGGGUGUGAGGGUGUGUACACACACGCCUUGUGCAGUCGGCAUCACACCUGCUGUGGAGAAGGUAUUCCUUUAUUAAACUCUUCUCCCUCAUUUGGAUAUGCUCUCUGUUGGUUUUCAAUUUGCUCACUGGCCAGAAACAUUGAUGGCAGUUUAUCUGCAUCGCUAAUCAGCUCCUGGAUUUUUUUUUUUUCUUCAAACAACUGUUUGAAACAACUACUGGAAUAUUGUCCAUAAUAAGCUGGAAGUUUAUUGUAGUUUGCCUCAAAUAUAACUGACUGUAUACUAUAGUGUUAACUUUUCAAACAGCUCUUAGCACUUUUAUACUAAUUACCCAUUUGUGCAUUGAUUUUUCUUUUUAAAAUGCUUGUUGUAAAAGACACAGAUACCCAGUAUGCUUAAUGUGAAAAGAAAAUGUGUUCUGUUUUGUAAAGGAACUUUCAAGUAUUGUUGUAAAUACUUGGACAGAGGUUGCUGAACUUUAAAAAAAAUUAAUUUAUUAUUAUAAUGACCUAAUUUAUUAAUCUGAAGAUUAACCAUUUUUUUUUGUCUUAGAAUAUCAAAAGGAAAAGAAAAAGGUGUUCUAGCUGUUUGCAUCAAAGGAAAAAAAAGAUUUAUUAUCAAGGGGCAAUAUUUUUAUCUAUUUCCAAAAUAAAUUUGUUAAUGAUACGAUGUUACCAAAAUAGAUUUACAUCAGCCUGAUUAGAUAAAAUUUUGUCGACAAUUAAUCCAUUCCUGGCAUAAAAAAUCUCUAUCAAAAAAAUUGUAAAUGCUUGCUUUUUGUUUUUUUCAAUCAUGGCCAUAUUAUGAAAAUACUAACAGGAUAUAGGACAAGGUGUAAAUUUUUUUAUUAUUAUUUUAAAGAUAUGAUUUAUCCUGAGUGCUGUAUCUAUUACUCUUUUACUUUGGUUCCUGUUGUGCUCUUGUAAAAGAAAAACAAAUAUAAUUUCCUGAAGAAUAAAAUAGAUAUAUGGCACUUGGAGUGCACUGGGGUUCUACAGUUUGUUUUGUUUUCCUCAAACCACGAAGCCAUGAGGGAAUUAUUUGCAGCUGGGUUCUUGGCAACAGAUCAACACUUUGAAUCUCAA